CAGCGACCGUCUGCCCUCUUGUUGCUGCCCGCCCCCCCAUCGUUCGACAGCCUUUGGUCGCGUCAAAGGCUCCCAUCUCACUACGGCUUCGGCCCUGAUUCUGCUCAACCUUCAAGUUGUUUCUGCUCGACCAGCGCCUCACGUUUUCAACAACAUCCCACCUCCCCGUCUUGUCGUCCCCUAGGAAGGAGCUCGAGCGUCUUUUCUUUUUGUCGCCUACCCAGACCCUUGAGCAGCCCCAACUUCAGCUGCCGCAUAGGACGCCAUCAGCGGUUCUUCCUCUGCACGAGGAAGCGGCCAGACCUCGCCCAACACCAAGCCUCGGCUUCGCACCCUUCAAGCCACCCUAACACGGGAUUGGGAUCCAGCAAACCAUCUACCCCAAAGCCAACUCUCAACCUCCAGAAGCCACCGUCAAGGGUAUGGCACCUUCUGCUGUCACAACUACCGAAGAAUACCAGUUCCCGUUGAAAGACUUACAGUCGUUCACCAACUAUCCCUCCGGUAGUGUCGAUAACCAUGGCGCCUGCCAACUCAAGCAGCUGAUUGGAGAGGCUCUCAAGAGCCGUGUCGAGGCUGUUGAUCCUGAUGCCUGCAGCGUCGGCGAGGAAGACGCCUUCUUCGUUGCCGACCUGGGUGAGGUCUACCGCCAGCAUAUGCGCUGGAAGAGAAACCUAGGCCGUGUCAAGCCACACUAUGCCGUCAAGUGUAACCCUGACCCGCAAGUGCUUCGUCUCAUGACGGAGCUGGGCCUCGGCUUCGACUGUGCCUCCAAGAACGAGAUCGAGACGGUCCUCAAGCUGGGUGUUGAUCCUUCUCGCAUCAUCUACGCCCAGCCCUGCAAGACCAAGUCGUAUCUGCGCUACGCCGCACAGUCUGGCGUCAAGCAGAUGACCUUUGACAACGCCGAUGAGCUCUACAAGACCAAGCAGCUCUUCCCCAACGCCGAGCUAUUCCUGCGCAUCUUGACUGAUGACUCAGCCAGCCUGUGCCGUCUCAGCCAGAAGUUUGGCGCUUCUCUGGACACCACCGCUGAGCUCUUGGAGCUAGCAAAGAAACUGGAGCUCAAUGUUGUUGGGGUGGCCUUCCAUGUCGGAUCCGGCGCAUCCGACCCCAAGGCCUUUGUUAAAGCCGUCCAGGAUGCCCGUUUCGUCUUUGACCAGGCGGAUGCUCUUGGAUUCAACAUGCACACCCUGGAUGUUGGUGGCGGUUUCACGGGCGAUGUCACUUUUGAGCCCAUGGCUGCCGUCUUGUCCGCUGCCUUGGACGAGUACUUCCCGCCCCACAUCCGCGUCAUUGGGGAGCCCGGCCGUUACUACGUGUCCACGGCCUUUACCAUUGCGUGCCACGUCAUUGCUCGUCGCACUGUCACGGAUGCCACGUUGGGUACGACCUCGUACAUGCUGUACCUCAACGACGGUGUUUAUGGAAACUUUUCCAGCAUCAUCUUCGACCAUCAGCACCCUGUGCCACGUGUCUUGAAGAACGGCAACAACGUCUUGUAUGACGUUCGUCGCUCAGGCUAUGACAGUCCUUCUCAGGUCGAGUACUCCAUCUGGGGCCCGACGUGCGAUGGUAUCGAUGUCAUCUCCUCUUCCUGCACCUUCCCGGAGCUGAUUGAUGUUGGUGACUGGCUCUACUUUGAGGAAAUGGGCGCAUACACCAAGUGCUCUGCUACUCGCUUCAACGGCUUCAGCGACAGCCACGAAGUUGUUUAUGUGUGCAGCGAGCCCGGUGCUGCCGCUCUGAUGGGCAUGUGAAAUAAUGUGGAGGAAAGCAUGACGAGAAUAGCGAAUACUUGUGUAACAGCGAGCGUGCAGAGGCAACAACAGUAUUAGUUUUCCUUGGUCAAAAGUUUGAUAGAUUUAUAGAUUUUUGCGUACUUGGUUUUUAAAGUCUU
Molecule: messenger RNA, 1900 nt
Organism: Exserohilum turcica Et28A
Lineage: Eukaryota; Fungi; Ascomycota; Dothideomycetes; Pleosporales; Pleosporaceae
Exons: 2
Coding region: 423-1760 (445 amino acids)
Cellular component (GO): cytoplasm
Molecular function (GO): ornithine decarboxylase activity
Source: RefSeq, a predicted model, not a curated record